AGGAGCUAAUGGAGUGAGCGGCUGACCGUCUGGCCGGCUGGCUGGUCGACAGGUCGGCAGGUCGGCAGGCGGAGGGCGGCGGUGGCCGUCUGACCGUCUGGCCGGCUGGCUGGUCGGCAGGUCGGUAUUCGGCAGGUCGGCAGGCGGUGGUUGGUGGUCGGCUGGCUGGUGGUCGGCGGUCGAUGGUCGACAGGUCGGCAGGUCGACAGGCCUGUGGCCGGCGGUCGGUGGUCGGCAGGGCGGUGGGUGUGGGCCGACACUGGGUGUUUUGUUUGGAACUCUCCAUCCGCUGCCAGACGGCUGAUUCACCCGCCGUGCUGCUCGUCGGAGCCGACGCUACCGACGGAGAGAGAGUCGAGCCGCGUCGGACAGAGAGGGCGGGGAGAGUCGGACUGCUGCUGAGCGAGAGUGAGGAGUGGACGGACUGUGGACUCAGAGGACGGACAAUACUACAAGUAACAAGAUGAACGCGUCGGCCGCGUACACGACGGCAUGCCGGGCCCCUCAGCAGCAAAACAUCAAACACGUCAUACCGGUACACGAGGCGGCAGCACAGGCGUACCAAAACGACCAGCAGCUGGCGCAGCGUGUACCGGUCCGGGCGCGCGGUGACCUCAAGUGGCCUCCGGCACCCUACCGGAAACAGCCGGGUGACGACCUGCCCGCGCCGCGCACAGAGACCCCUCGGCUACCCAAAAAGGACUAUACACAGUUUUUCGCGCAGAACCGUCUUCCGGAGACCCACUGCGGAUACCGCGUGGCGCCGGGAGUCUGCCACAUCACACCGGAGGAGGGGCGGUACCUGCCCAACGACACCACCUCCUUCUGAUCGGCAACACCACCUCCUUCUGAUCGGCAACACCAGCCGGCGGCGACAUCCAUCUUAUCAGCGGCGAAACCAGGGGAGGCUUCCUGAUCAGCGACGAAACUGUCGCGACAUCUAUAACGGUGUGGCGGAUGCAGCAGCGACAUCUGUAACGGUAUGGCGAAUGCAGCAACGACAUCUAUAACGAUGCAGUUGCAGCGACAUCUAUGAUGGCGCCAUGGAUGCAGCAGUGACAUCUAUAUUGAUGUGGUUACUGCAGCAGCAAAAGGUGGCUGUAAAAGCGACAUCUAUGAAAGCGUGGUGGCUGCAUCAGCGACAUUUGUGACGACGCGGUGGCCGCGGCUGUGACAAAUGCUGCGCAGGGAUGAACGUAACGCAAACAAGCUCCCUAUUUCGUUAUAGUGUUUAUUGCAGUGUGCUUCUGCUUCUUAUCGGCGGAAAACGACGGAAUUUGUAUGUAUGAACUCAUGUGGCCUGACGGAUAAUGCUAAGAGGGGAGGCCAGUCCGUUAUAGCGUUGUGCAAUCCCACCGCUAUUCAUCGAUGAAACUAAAACGGACGUGAUUUUCGCGGCCCUCUAACUCGUUGCCGGGCGCCACAUAUGCAUGUCUCGAAGAUAUUUAGGCGACAAUCAAAAUAUAACCUCAGCUGGUGAUGUAGUCCCUAUCCAUUGGCCGCCGGAUCACUUUGCCCAGUUAUUGUGCUACGUUUUGUCUUCGUCAGUUUGGCAGAAGAUGAAAUAUUGCUUCUUUGGUUAUCCGGAGAGAGAACAUCAUGCAGCAAACAUGCCUUCAUUGCCCUUCAGCUCGUUAGGAGCAACCAGGUAUGUUGAGGUGCUCUGAUGACGAUAGUGUGCCAACUGCCAACUCGUCUAGCCGCGUAAAAGUGAAUUUGAGUCGUUUAGCUAGUAGAGUACUUUUAGCGAAAGAAUAAGAAGAGUCCAUGAGCAGGAUUUUGGCGAUUUCCAACGCGCGAUGCCGUGCUGAGUCCUGGCUGCUUUCCGGCCCAACUAUCGAGCUUUGUGUAGCGUACUGUGGCCACUCCCAGACGGUUUGAAAUACAAACUAACUUGGUG
This is a messenger RNA of Amphibalanus amphitrite, 1900 nucleotides long. RefSeq lists its product as uncharacterized. The transcript is spliced from 4 exons. NCBI's taxonomy places the organism in Eukaryota, Metazoa, Arthropoda, Thecostraca, Balanomorpha, Balanidae. The record is from RefSeq and is a predicted model, not a curated record. The coding region runs from base 464 to 829 and encodes 121 amino acids.